CUGGACCGUUGCCGACCCUCGUCAGUCGCAGUGUGACAAUUUUUAAACAUGUUUCUAAACAGGCUCCACCACUCUGCAGUCUGCCCCCCCAACCCACUACUAGCAACCAUCAUGAUCCCCCGGCCAGCUCCUUUCGCCAACCUACACAGCUAUGCGGCCUCCCCAGCAAAUAGUCUGCGUUCAGUACCUUUUCUAACGACUGUAUGCUUUGAAACAAUAAGCUGCAUCACAAUUACAUUGUAAUCUUAACUUCAAAACACUAAUUUAUGCUGCUGAAUAUCAUCUUAUUUUGCUUUUUUAGAUUCCAGAGAGUCUCAGGCCAGUUCUAAAAUUUUGUACUAUGACAUUUUAUGAACAGGCUAAAUUGUAAAUAGUUCUAACAGAUUGAACUACUUGAACAUGAAUGCAAAAUGUGAAGCCAUCACUUAUGAAUAUCGUUGUUUUUCUCAUCACAAUGCUUGUCCAGUUUAUCACAAGCCAGUAUUCUUUGUGUUAUUGUUUUUUUUAACAGAUGCAGCCUUCUAAAAACGUAUAACCAUGGGGACAGAGCUGAUCAGAGAAGUCGAGGACCUCCGUGAGGAGUUCAGAGCCUCCGUUAAUCUUGCAGCACUGAACCUGUUGAUGCCGGUGUAUUGCCUCUGGAUUAGCCUUUUAACAACAUAGAUGAGAUGAACAAUGCAGAGGCAACUCUGCAAUGACUAGAGGCAAAUGAAGCACUGGUGGUGAUACUCGCUGCUACAGUCAUGCUGGUUUACUACUGUGAGUUCACUGACACUUUCAGUCCAGCAGAGCAGGGCUUCAUUUGCAGAGAUCCCACUUUGACCAAACCUGAUCCUGGACCUGAGCAGAACAGCCGCAUGCCACCUAUAAUACUGUACUCUGUGGUGAGCGGACUACCUGUUGUACUGAUUUCAGGGGUGGAAGUAGUCAUCUUCCUCUUUUACUACAACUCAAACAACUUUUAUGAGCAGGAGAAGGUUGUUGUCGUGGGAGACUGCUGCUAUGUUAACCCCAUGGUGCGCAGGACUGUCCAUUUCCUUGGUGUCUUUGUCUUUGGUUUGUUUACAACAGACAUUUUUGUUAGUACUGGUCAGAUGGUCACAGGAAGUCUGGCUCCCUACUUCCUGUCUGUGUGCCAGCCCAAUUACACUGCUCUCGGCUGCCAGGAUACAGCGUUCUUUGUGAGCCAGUCAGAUGGCUGUACUGGUGACCCUGAUGACAUCAUCAGAGCCAGGAAGACAUUUCCCUGCAAAGAGGCUGCACUCAGUGUCUACUUAGCUGUUUACUUGGCAUGUCAGAGAAAUAAUCUUCCUUUUCAGAUGUACAUCAUGUCCUGCGUUGGAUCUGCAGUGGGGCGUCUGGCUGGGCCCUUUGUCAGCCUUUCAUUGGUCAGUCUGGCUUUGCUAACAGGCAUCAACAGAGUGGCUGAAUAUCGUAACCACUGGAGUGAUGUUAUAGCAGGACAAGGCAUUGGUGCUGCUGUUGCUGUCUUUCUGGUCAGUUCCUGUUAUUAUUAGACUUAUUCAUAUCAGUGUAGACUUCAUUAGUGGGUCAUUAUGAAAAACAGAUAUGCCAAUAAACACAGCAUUUUAUGCUAGCUCAAACCUGAAGUUAAAUGACUGCUUAUUUGUAAACCCAUAGAA
Pundamilia nyererei is the source of this 1643-nucleotide messenger RNA. RefSeq names its product lipid phosphate phosphatase-related protein type 5-like. Gene Ontology annotation, molecular function: phosphatidate phosphatase activity. Gene Ontology annotation, biological process: phospholipid metabolic process; phospholipid dephosphorylation; signal transduction. The record is from RefSeq and is a predicted model, not a curated record. The transcript is spliced from 5 exons. Lineage: Eukaryota; Metazoa; Chordata; Actinopteri; Cichliformes; Cichlidae. The coding region runs from base 744 to 1517 and encodes 257 amino acids. Gene Ontology annotation, cellular component: plasma membrane.